GGUGUCAAGAAGGUUACAAACUCAUUACAAUUACCGCUUCUUUGCUACAACUACCGACUUAUUCGUCGGUGGCGGCGGGCGGGGGGAGGGGGGAAAACCCUUAGCUUGUAGGCGAGGAGUAGCACCGCCGGCCGGUGAGGGAGGGACGGAUUGUACCGGUCCAAACUCCCCGGGAGAAAAGUAGCUUGAUGAGUGUCCAAAGUAGUGGAAGUUUGGAGGGGCCGCCAUCUUUGCUCCCAGCUCUCCACGUCCUCAACACGGACGGUGUUUCCAGCGACAUACCGCGGCUGUGCUGAAGGCCCACAAGGCGCCAUGGAGGAGCUGCACAGCCUGGACCCCCGCAGACAGGAGCUGCUGGAGGCUCGCUUCAUGGGCGGGGUCAGCGGCAGCACCGGGGGCAGCACUGGUAGCACAAGCGGAGGAACCAAAGGUUUGACCAAUAAUGAAUGUUCGAACCACAGUUUUGGAAGCCUGGGAUCCUCGAGCGACAAGGAAUCAGAGGGUUCGGAUGUGAAAAGAGGAGGUUCUCCUGCUUAUUCUACUCCAGAGAAGAAACAGUCUGAAACACCCAGAGGCAGAAAAAGAAAACCUGACAUUCAGUCAGAGAGUAGCCAAGGAAAGACAACUGUGCGAGGACCCAAAAUAAGUGAUUAUUUUGACUUCCAAGGAGGAAAUGGCUCUAGUCCGGUGAGAGGCCUCCCACCAGUGAUUCGUUCCCCUCAGAAUUCACAUUCACACUCCGCUCAGGGCACUGCUUUGCAGGGUAGACAAAAUAGCUCAUCUCCCACCAGUCUGUCCUUUGGUGACCACAUGGCACAUCCAAAACAACUAGCAGUCAAAUGUGUUCAGACUGACCUUACAGUGUUGAAGUUGGCUGCCCUUGAAAGCACCAAGAAUCUAGACCUUGAGAAGAAAGAGGGGAGAAUAGAUGAUUUGCUACGGGCCAACUGUGAUCUCAGGAGACAGAUAGACGAACAACAAAAAUUACUUGAAAAAUACAAGGAACGCUUGAAUAAAUGCAUCACCAUGAGCAAGAAACUGCUCAUAGAGAAGAGCACGCAGGAGAAGCAGGCCUGUCGAGAGAAAAGCAUGCAGGAUCGUCUUCGUCUUGGCCAUUUCACUACAGUGAGACACGGAGCAUCGUUCACUGAACAGUGGACAGACGGCUACGCCUUUCAGAACCUUGUCAAACAGCAGGAGUGGAUCAAUCAACAAAGGGAGGACAUUGAAAGGCAGCGAAAACUUUUAGCCAAGAGGAAACCUCCGUCCUCCAACAGCUCGCAGGCACCGUCAACAAACUCUGAGCCAAAGCAACGUAAAACCAAGGUGGUGAAUGGAGCAGAAAGUGAUCCUUUCCUAAAACCCAGCCUACCUCAGCUGCUGACGCUAGCUGAGUACCACGAACAGGAGGAGAUCUUCAAACUGCGACUAGGACAUCUCAAAAAGGAGGAAGCCGAGAUCCAGGCGGAGCUGGAGCGUCUAGAGAGGGUGCGCAACCUUCACAUUCGAGAACUGAAGAGAAUAAAUAAUGAAGACAGCUCACAAUUCAAAGAUCAUCCUACAUUGAACGAACGAUAUCUGCUCUUGCACCUUCUUGGAAGAGGAGGAUUUAGUGAAGUUUACAAGGCUUUCGACUUGAUAGAGCAGAGAUAUGCAGCUGUAAAAAUCCACCAACUCAACAAAAACUGGAGGGAGGAGAAAAAGGAGAACUACCACAAGCAUGCAUGUCGGGAGUACAGAAUACACAAGGAGCUGGACCAUCCCAGAAUCGUGAAACUUUAUGACUACUUCUCACUGGACACAGACACGUUUUGCACUGUUAUGGAAUACUGCGAAGGCAACGACUUGGAUUUCUACUUGAAGCAGCACAAGCUCAUGUCGGAAAAGGAGGCCCGGUCCAUAGUCAUGCAGAUUGUGAACGCACUACGAUAUCUGAAUGAGAUCAAGCCCCCUAUCAUCCAUUACGACUUAAAGCCAGGUAACAUAUUGUUGGUGGAUGGUACAGCCUGUGGUGAAAUCAAAAUCACUGACUUUGGUUUGUCCAAAAUCAUGGACGAUGACAACUAUGGUGUGGAUGGGAUGGACCUGACGUCACAGGGUGCAGGAACAUACUGGUACUUGCCUCCUGAAUGUUUUGUGGUUGGGAAAGAGCCUCCAAAGAUCUCCAACAAGGUGGAUGUGUGGUCUGUCGGCGUCAUCUUUUUCCAAUGUCUGUAUGGAAGGAAGCCAUUUGGCCACAAUCAGUCCCAGCAGGACAUCCUGCAGGAGAACACCAUCCUCAAAGCUACCGACCUCCAGUUCCCUGUGAAGCCAGUUUCCAGCAAUGAAGCUAAGGCCUUUAUAAGGCGCUGCCUGGCAUACAGGAAGGAGGACCGGAGUGACGUUCACCAGAUGGGAAGUGACCCCUACCUGCUCCCUCACAUACGGAGGUCAAGCUCCUCGGGGAAUCUUCAGAUGAAUGCAGCUGCCUCAGGACCGGCGUCCUCCAGCAUCAUCUCAUACUGACAGCCUGAUACUGUGACACCAAGUGGCCCUCCACACAUGGCGAGCGGGUGGACAACAUCUCACCUGCCUGGCCUCUUAUGACACAAGCAGUCGAUGGACAGAGAAGGGAUUUUUUUUUCUUAAAAAAAAAAAGGACACUUUGAGGAGCCGAUAAAAGCACUGAAACUGACUCCGUACUUUGAAGAAAAUGUGACUGGACAUUGUUCAAAGGUUGCAGAGCUUUGAAGAGCCAGAGUUCCAAUAUCACGACUGAGCUGCUAGAAAAUAAUUUACUGUAUGGAGGACAGUCAUCAAGUAGAAUAUAAAGAUCUUGCUGUUGAUUCGGUUUUUCCUUCCCGUUCAUGUUAGGCUUUUUCAAGUUAUUUGUUACCUUUUGAAUGUAAUGUGUAGCAUACUAGGGGCAUCUAGUGUCAUGUAAGCUGCAGGGGAAGUGCACAGUGCUUCUGUCUCAUGCACAAAGUAACCAAAUGUAGAGUGAUGGCAUCAAAUCCUAUGCAGGAAUAUUAAUACCGUUGGAAAGUAGAGUCUGUGCAGGUCGGUCUUUGGAAUUUUGAAACGCAGCAGUAACCUGUACAAAGCAUCCACGCGCUUUUUUCAGUGGAUUCGUUUUGCUGCUUUUUCUCGCUCUUAUUUUUUCAAGGGCAGUAUAUUUCACUUCGGGUACAAAUUGUAUAGUGUCGAUUAAGAGUGAAUAAUAAAUGACAGGAAUUGUCCCCUCCUCCCACCAAGUGAA
This is a messenger RNA of Nerophis lumbriciformis (worm pipefish), 3238 nucleotides long. RefSeq names its product tousled-like kinase 1a (gene tlk1a). The record is from RefSeq and is a predicted model, not a curated record. Gene Ontology annotation, molecular function: ATP binding; protein serine/threonine kinase activity. Gene Ontology annotation, cellular component: nucleus. Lineage: Eukaryota; Metazoa; Chordata; Actinopteri; Syngnathiformes; Syngnathidae. Gene Ontology annotation, biological process: intracellular signal transduction; peptidyl-serine phosphorylation; chromosome segregation.